AUGCCUCCUUUGUCUGAGAUCUUCACGAAGCUUCUCAAAAAGGCCAUGGCGGCAGGGAAGGUGCCUCUAGACUGGCUGCACCACCCUCUCUCCCCCGUGCUGCCCGCGCUGGUGCUUAUAGCGGGGGCCAUCUGGCUGCUGGGGCCGCUGGUACGGCUGUGUAGGAAGGUGAUUAAAAAGAGCGACGCCAACUGGGAGGAAUCGCGGUCUCGCCACGUCAUGGUGUCCUAUUUGCGCCCGCUCAUCCUCUGGGGCUGCGUGCUCGUGCUCUGUGGCUGUUUCCAGCCGUUCUCAAUGCCCACGGCAGCAGGGCAGCUGAUCAAGGACCGCUUUGUCAACUUCCUGCGAUCGCUCUCCACCGUGCUCGUCUUUGCCUUCUGCACCGCCAACCUAACACGGCAGAUACAGAAGAUGAUGGAGAAGCAGAGCAACAAGGAGGAGACCCGAAAUGUGGGAGUGCAGUUCGUGGGCAACACGGUCUACACGCUCGUGUGGGUGGCGGCGGUCUUCCUCUUCAUGGAGCUGCUCGGCUUCUCCACUCAGAAGUGGAUCACUGCCGGAGGGUUGGGGACUGUCGUGGUCACCCUGGCUGCCAGAGAGAUCGUGACCAACUUCCUCUCGUCCAUCAUGAUCCAUGCCGCACGCCCCUUCAUGGUCAACGAGUGGAUCGUGUGCCGCAUCGACGGCCAGGAGAUCUCGGGGACUGUGGAGCACGUGGGGUGGUGGGAGCCAACACUAGUGCGCGGCGACGACAGGGAGGCCAUUCACAUUCCGAACCACAAGUUCAGCGUGAUUGUCAUUCGCAACAUGAGCACGCGCAACCACUGGCGCAUCAAGAUCUACUUCGGGGUGUGCCACCUCGAUGUCAACAAGCUGCCGGACAUCCUGGUGGCGAUGCGCAAGUUCAUAGGCAAGCACCCCAUGCUGGAGCAGCGCCAUCUGCACCGACGUGUGUUUGUGGAGCGCAUAGACGAGCAGCUGCAGGCCAUCAUGGUCAUGUGCUCAUGCUUCGUCAAGACGCCCUAUUUCGAGGAGUACCUGCGAGUCAAGGAGAACGUUGUGCUGGAGAUGUACAAGAUUAUUCUCGAGCACGGCGCUCGCCUCGCCACCCCUAUCCGCUCAGUGCAGAGACUAUACGACGAGGGCGAGGUGGCACGGGGGGGGUACAGCGAUGAGGACGAGUUUGACGAGGAGGAAGAAGAUGAGGACUAUGAGGACGAGGAGGAGGAGGAGAUGCGUCCCCCCGCGCUGCUCGUCGCUGCUGGGCUGGGCGUGGCGGGCUCUGGGUCCGUUGGAGGAGCAGGAGGGGGAGGUGGCGGAGGGGGUGGGGGGGCAGCAGGGCAGGGAGGCGGGGAGGUGAAUGGGCAUGCGAAUCUGGGGCCCAAUGGAGGUGCAAGCAGAGGCGUGAGUGGGAAUGGUAUGCCCGGUGGUGCAGGCGAUGCUGGUGCUGCUAAUGGUGGCCUGCAUCACUCUCCUUCUCCUUCUGCUGCUGCUGCUGCUGCUGCUGCUGGUAGUGGUGGUGCUGCUGCUGCUGGUGGUGUUGGCACAGCUGCCAGUAGUGCUGGUGUUGCUCCCCCCGCCACUACACAUGCAGCUGCUCCCCCAUCCUCCUACCCCCCUCUCCCUCCUUCCCCUCCUCAGUCCUCGCCUACACCCUCCUUCUCUCCUCCCCAAAUCUCCUCUCCUCCGCCUCCCACAUCACCUCCCAUGCAGCAAUCCACAUCACCUCCCAUGCAGCAAUCCACGUCACCUCCCAUGCAGCAAUCCACGUCACCUCCCAUGCAGCAAUCCAUGUCACCUCCCAUGCAGCAAUCCACGUCACCUCCCAUGCAGCAAUCCACGUCACCCCCUGUGCAGCAAUCCACGUCACCUCCCAUGCAGCAAUCCAUGUCACCUCCCAUGCAGCAAUCCACGUCACCUCCCAUGCAGCAAUCCACAUCAUCAUCCACACAGCCCUUCAUCCCUCCUACUCCUCCCCCUGGCCCUCCAUCAGCCCCUCCCCCUGUCCCCCUUUCCUCACGCCCCCCCUCCCCUCCCCGAUCACCUCCCCCUGGCCCUCCAUCAGCCCCUCCCGCUGUCCAGCCCUCAUCACGUCCUCCCUCCCCUACCCGAUCACCUCCUCUUCCCACCUCCUCAUCGGCCCCGCCUGCCUUCCCUUCCCCUGCCCCCACCGUUUCCACUCAGGGAAGAGCCUCUGCCAACCCUGGCCCCCCUGCUCCCUACCCCCCCUCUGCUCCCCAGCCUCCCUUCGCUUCUCCCCAGAAGCCCCCUGUGAAGCCAGCUCCUGCUGCUGCUUUCGCCCCUCCGCCCUCUUCAAGCCCACCUUCCUCCCCAGCUCCUCCCCCCUCAGCCGUCCCGUUAGCCUCCCCCGUUCCCCUGGUGUCCCCCUCUCCCUCCACCCCCGCCGGUGCUGGCCCGCUAACCAGUGGCCCUCCUAACAGGCAAGCAGCGCCCACCGCUGCUGCACCCAGUAGUGCCCCACCCACCGCUGUUCCACCCACCGCUGUUCCACCCACCACAGCCAGUCCGGUGGCACGGGCUCCUGCUGGCCCACCUCUCUCCACCGCUCCAUCAUUCUCUCCCACUCCUCAAACACCCUCUGCACCCUCUGCUGCUCCUCCCACACCCUCCGCCGCUCCUCCCUCACCACCAACACCCAGAGGCCCCACCAACCCACCUGGGAACCUCAGCAGCCCAAGGCAGCCCCCUGCUUCUGUUCCAGCACCCUCUGCCACUCCCCCUUCCUCCUCUGCUACAGCUGCACCUGCCACUUCUCCUACCUCGCCUGCUACAGCCGCAACUGCCAAUCCACCUUUUACCUCUGCUACUGCCCCUCGCUCUCCCGCUGCCGCUUCUGGUACAGCUGCCCCCCGCCCUCCUUCUCCCUCCUCUGCUACUGCUGCCCCCGUUUCUCCUUCUGCUCCCUCUGUUACAGCUGCUGCAGCUGCACCUCCCAACGCCUCUGGUGCUCCUCCCCCAACCACACCACAGUCUGCUAGGUCCUUGGGUGGUGCACCUGCAGCAGCGGCAGCAGCACCGCCACCACCAUCAGCAACAGCGGUGGCGAUUGGAGAUGCAACGCGCGGAAUGCAAGCAGCAGCCGGCAGAGUGCCAGCCACGCCAGGGCAACAGGCAGCACGGAUGGCACCAGCACAGGGAGUAGCAGCUGAAAGAAUGGGAGGUGCAGCAGGGGGGGGAGGUGCAGCAGGGGGAGGUGGAGCAGGGGGAGGUGCAGCAGGGGGAGGUGGAGCAGGGGGAGGUGCAGCAGGGGGAGGUGCAGCAGGGGGAGGUGCAGCAGGGGGAGGUGCAGCCAAGGGGGCUGCAGCAGGUUGGGGAGGUGUGGCAGGGGGAGGUGCAGCAGGGGCUGGUGCAGCAGAUUCAUCAGGCUUGAGAGCAACUAUGGCAGCAGGUGAAAGAAUGGGUGAGCAAGGUGCAUCUGCCGGAGGCAGUGGUGCUGAUGCUGCUGCUGGUGCUGGCAUUCGUGGUGGUGGCAGUGGUGGUGCUGAUGGUGGUGGCAGUGGCGGUGGCGCUUCGGCAAGCAGGCGGGAGGUGUUGAGAGAGCAGCGUGCAGCGAGGUGGAGAGAGGAGCAGGCAAUGAGGGGCAGUGGGGGCACAGCCGUUGUGCCACCAUCAUCACAGCCCCAACCACCAUUGACAUCCAGCCAAUCGCCAUCCAGCCAACACCCAUUCAACUAUCCACCGCCCAACCAACAACCACCCUCCCAAGCACAAGCAGGCUUAGCCUCCUCCCAGGCGCCAGCAUCUCUAUCUCCUCCCCGCCACCUCUCCACCUCAUCCCCUCCACAAGCACCCCCUUUACAAGCAUCCCCUCCCCCUUUCGUCACUCCUGCUCCCUCCCGCCCCUCCCAUUCCCAAUCCCAGCAUACCCAGCCCCUCGCGCAACCCUCCUCUCCUGCACCUGCCUCCACUUCCCCUCCCUCCUCUCCCAUUCCCUCCACUCCCGCUGCCCCCUCUCUGCUGCCCUCCUCUCCCCUUCCCUCCCCCAACCCCAUCCUGCCCCCCACCUCCCCGCCAUCUCCUGUGCCCUCCUCUCCCUCCCUCACACCCUCAUCUACCGCCCCCUCUGCCUCCCCCACUGCCUCCCCCUCUGCCUCCCCCUCUGCCUCCCCCUCUGCCUCCCCCACUGCCUCCCCCCCUGCCCCCCCCUCUGCCUCCCCCUCCGCCUCCUCUGCACCUCCUGCCCCAGUGCUCUCGCCUCCUCCCCAACCACCAGAAGUAGCUCCCCCAACCACGGGCACAGGCAUGGGCACAGGCACGGGUACAGGCACAGGCACGGGUGCUGGUACAGGAGCAGACACACAUACAGGGACAGCGGCAGUGGGUCAAAGUGGGAGGCUGACGAUACAGGAACAGGAGGUGAAGGAGCGUAAAAAAGCAGUGAGAGGAGAGGAGUUGGGGGAAGAAGAAGAGGAGGGAGGGAAAGGGAAGGACGGGGACAGGGAAGGAAUGCAGCAGGCUAUACUGUUCGAGGUGGAAGGGGAGGGGGGUUAUGAUACUGAUUGGAAGGCUGAGAUUCAGCAGGCACUGGGAAUGGACGGAGGUGAUGAGGAGGGCGAGGGAGAGGAGAAACAAGUGGGACAGUCAAGCCAUGCGGAGAAGGAGAGUGAGCGAGAACAAGAGAGGAAGCGGGGCGAGGGUGGGAGGCGUGGGAAUGAGGGGGGCCCGGGUGAUUUGGGAAAGCGGGAGGAAAGUGAGGGUGUAAGGCUGGCUUCUGAUGGGAAGCCAGGGGUGGGAGUGGGGAUGGGAGUUGAGGUAGCUCCUGUGCCUGUCUUUGCCGUUGAUGUCAUUUCAACUCGUGCGAUCACACAGCCUAAAGCUACUGGUGAUGAUGGUGAUGGUGGUGAUGGGGUUGGUGGGGGAGGAGGAAAUAAUUUCACUAGCACAGCUGGCAUGGGUGCAUCUGACUUGGCAUCAGAAGGCGAAGCAAAGAGCAUUGGUGGGCGAGUGUUGGCAUCAGGAGAGGCAGUGACACGAGGGGGAGCAGGGGAGUCCAGGCCAGUGCUGCUGGGAGCAGCAGCUGCUGCGAUGAUGAGUGAGGGUGGUAAGACUUCAGCAGUUGCAGCAGCAAGCUUCUCGGGUUCAGAUUCAGAUAUAGCUACAGGGACAGGGAAGGGCGGGGAAAGAGAAGCAUAUGGUGGGACCAAUGCUGCAGGUGCUGCUGGUGUUACCGAGGUUGGAGGUGGUAGCGAAGUGACCAAUGCCAGCAGCACGUCGCAUAUAGAGGACAUUCGCAAGAGAUACCGCAUCGGCAAGAAAAUCGGUAGCGGUCGGUUUGGAACGGUCCACGAGGCGGUUGAUAGGCAGACAGGCGUCCACGUGGCAGUGAAGACGAUCCCUAAGGACAAAUACAAAUGCGCCGCGCUGUCGGUCUUCCGCAAGAAGGACAAGGCGGAGGCGGAAUCCACUCUCCGCCUGCUCCGCGGAGAGGCGGAAAUUAGCCAGGCGAUCGGCGGAAAGCAGGGGGAAGGGCAAGCGGAAGGGCAGGCGGAAGGGCGGUCGAAUGUGGUGGAGGUGUUAUCUGUGAUAGAGGGGCGGCGCCAUAUGUACAUAGUCAUGGAGCUCUGCCGCGGCGGCUCGCUCGCUAGUUACCUCGAGAAGCGGCGGCGCGGCGAGGUAACGGGCCUCGCACCUGCUGCCCCGACCGCGAUCGAAUCGUCUGCCGUGGAUCGCGGUCACGCGGGGAACGCAGGAGAGAAGCUAUUGGCGCUCGAGCAGGGCGCAGAGUCGGAGGGGGAGGCGGAAGCGGAGUCUUUCGCCCACCGCCUCCGUCAAUUCAGCUCCGACGAUCUCUCCGCGUCCUCCUCCGCGUCAGACGUGGGGAGGGAGAGCGACGACGAUCACGACGCAGUGACCGCGGAGAGCCGUCGUGAGGCCGCAAACCACGCGAUCUCCCCCGCCACAUCCCCCGCUACCGCCGGUUAUUCCGCCCUGGCGUUCCUCGAGCGCGGCGCGUACGGCGCGGCGCGACGACAGCAGCAGGAGCGGGAGGACGAGGCGGCGUGGAUGGCUUACGAAAUCGCGUCGGCAGUGGCGUACCUCCACUCGCAGGGGAUCAUCCACCGCGACAUCAAACCCGAGAACGUGCUCAUCUCGCAGCCGCCCGUUUCCUCUUCCGCUUCUACAGCUGCUACAGCCGCUACAGCUGCUACAGCCGGCACCGCUGCUACAGAUGCGCGCGAUCAUCGCAACUCCCAGCGCCGCUCCCGGCACCGAGUCAGCUUGAGCAGGGACGGCGGUGUUUCGCUGAAGAGGCGCGUGGCGCUCGUUACUGUCACGAGCACGCUGCAGCGGUCCGCGUCGCGUAGAAUCACCCCCGUUGCAAGCAACCCCUCGUUAGACGAGUUGCCAGGGGAAGAGGAGCAGCAGCAGCAGCAGAAGCAGGAGCAGCGACAGCGGCUGGUUCUAGCUGAUUUUGGAUUGGCUGAGAGGGUCAAGGAGGACGGUACAGUGCGACGCGGAAUGGUGGGCAGCCCCGCUUACAUCUCCCCCGAGGUCGCCGGAGGGUUGACUACCAGUUACCCCUCGGAUAUCUGGGGUAUUGGCAUCUGCCUCUUCCUAACCCUUUCCGGCGGGCAGUUACCCUUUUCGGGACGCGACACGAGAGCGCUUCUGAGAAAUAUCCGGCGGGUGGCGCUGCCAAUGGGAACGGCGGCAUGGAUGGGCGUGUCGAGUGAAGGCAAGGAGGUGGUGAGACAGCUGCUGGCAGCCAAGCCGAGUGACAGGCCGUCUGCUAGGGAGGUGUUGGCGAUGCCGUGGGUGGUGGAGGGGAGGAACAGAUGGCUGCAGAGGCACUAUGGGCAAUGA
Molecule: messenger RNA, 6825 nt
Organism: Closterium sp. Naga37s-1
Lineage: Eukaryota; Viridiplantae; Streptophyta; Zygnematophyceae; Desmidiales; Closteriaceae
Source: the annotation of a GenBank genome assembly